Castor canadensis (American beaver) is the source of this 4239-nucleotide messenger RNA. The record is from RefSeq and is a predicted model, not a curated record. NCBI's taxonomy places the organism in Eukaryota, Metazoa, Chordata, Mammalia, Rodentia, Castoridae.
UCCUGAUCGUUGGGCUUUAGAAUAGGCACGGCUGGAUCGCGCAGUUCUUAGGGAGAAAUAAGAGAGAAAAGGUACAGGCCGGGGAUCUCCGUUGACCCUUCGUCGCUUCCUUCGCACCUCCGGGUCGUCGGCGAGGCUCCGGCAUGCCCGACGCUAACUGCUUCCGGGUCGCACCAGAAGUGACUUCCGCAGCAGUAUGGCGGCCAUGGAGGACGAGCUGCUGGCGGCGAGUGGGGAGGGAGAGCGCCUGGAUUUCCUGCGGGACCGGCACGUACGGUUUUUCCAGCGCUGCCUCCAGGUCUUGCCCGAGCGCUACUCUUCGCUGGAGACCAGCAGGUUGACAAUUGCAUUUUUUGCACUCUCUGGACUGGAUAUGUUGGACUCCUUAGAUGUGGUGAACAAAGAUGACAUAAUAGAGUGGAUUUUCCUGCAGGUGCUUCCCACAGAAGACAGAUCAAAUCUAAGUCGCUGUGGUUUCAGAGGCUCUUCAUACCUGGGUAUUCCAUUCAAUCCAUCAAAGAGUCUUGGAACAGCUCAUCCUUAUGAUAGUGGACACAUAGCAAUGACCUACACUGGACUUUCAUGUUUAGUUAUCCUUGGAGACGACUUGAGCCGAGUAAAUAAAGAAGCUUGCCUAGCUGGCUUGAGAGCCCUUCAGCUGGAAGAUGGGAGCUUUUGUGCAGUACCUGAAGGCAGUGAAAACGACAUGCGAUUUGUUUACUGUGCUUCCUGUAUUUGCUAUAUGCUCAACAACUGGUCAGGCAUGGAUAUGAAGAAAGCCAUCAGCUACAUUAGAAGAAGUAUGUCUUAUGACAAUGGGCUGGCCCAGGGAGCUGGACUUGAAUCUCAUGGAGGAUCUACUUUUUGUGGCAUUGCAUCACUGUGUCUGAUGGGUAAACUAGAAGAAGUUUUUUCAGAAAAAGAAUUGAAUAGGAUAAAGAGGUGGUGUAUAAUGAGGCAGCAAAAUGGUUAUCACGGAAGACCUAACAAGCCUGUAGACACCUGCUACUCUUUUUGGGUAGGAGCAACUCUAAAGCUUCUGAAAAUUUUCCAAUACACUAACUUUGAGAAAAAUAGAAAUUACAUCUUAUCAACUCAAGAUCGCCUAGUGGGGGGAUUUGCGAAAUGGCCAGACAGUCAUCCAGAUGCGUUGCAUGCAUACUUCGGGAUCUGUGGCCUGUCACUAAUGGAGGAGAGUGGAAUUUGUAAAGUUCACCCUGCUCUGAACGUGAGCACACGGACUUCUGAGCGCCUUCGAGAUCUCCAUCAAAGCUGGAAAGCCAAGGACUCUAAACAGUGCUCAGAGAAUGUGCACAUCUCCACAUGACUGACCUUAGAUUGAGCUGGGGGACUUGUAGCAAAAUUGUAGCUCGAGGUUAAAAGCCAUGAAUAACCAGGUGUGCUCUUUUUUAAGUGGUAGAGUCUUAGGAUUAGAGCUUGUACUGGAAUCACUGGGAUAUGGUCUUGAGCCAGUAAUCUCUGUACUAGGUUUCGAGAAAAUCUUUGCUAAGGUUUGAGCCACAACAGUGGACCGGUUUGGUCCUUAAAUGUUUAUACUGUAUUUCUAAGAAGUUCUUUGAGGCAAAUUAACUGUAUGUAUAUAGGCUAUCUUUAUUUUCCUUAAAGCACUUCAGUACCAGCUGAAUCUUAUAAAAUGGACACAAAUCUUUUAAAACAGAUUUACACUUAUAUAGCAUUGAUAAUCUUCAGGUGAGCCCUUAGUGAUCAUUUAAAAAUUUUGACUGCUGAUAGUAAAAAAAAAAAAAAAAAAUUGCUUUAAAGAAUUAGGUAUCUGGGAUUAUUUGAAAACAGAUGAUCCCAUAAUUUUUUUUAGACAAAGAAUAGCUUAUUUUGUCUUAUUCUUAAGUGUGCCAAUGAGAUUUGUGUGGCCUAUAUAAAUGAAACUGAUAACUUCUUAGCAAGAGUAAACAAGCUUAACUAAUACAGUAGUUUUCUAAAAAGCAAUUGUGUUAAGAGCACGUGUGACUACGGGAAAGUCUUUUUAACUGUGUGAUUAUAAGCGUGAAAGCAUUGUGCUACAUGAUUACUUAAACAUUGUUGGGGUGAAUACUGGUUUAUUUUUUUAUUUCAAAUCAUUAGUUGCUUUUUGGAGGAGCAGGGGAGGAGAAAAUCUUCCUCAUCUAGAAGGAAAGACAUUUGAUGUUUUUGUUUAAUUUUCUGAGAUUUGCGAUACUAUAAAUUGUGCUUUUAUAAUUGAGUUAUUUUAGUAUUUGGAGAUUUUUUUUUUCCCAGUUUGUAGCUGCCAGUGUGUUAUCUGCUCCAAUUUCACACUACCAGGCUGAGCUUCCUUAAUUCCCAAAUCCGAAACCUGAAAUGUUCUGAAAUCCAAACUUUUUGAGUGCCAACAUGACACCCAAGUGGAAAAUUCCACAUCUGGCCUCACAUGACGGAUGACACACAAAAUGUAGGCACAAAAAAAUUGUAUAAAACUAUUAGCAAUUUGUAUGAAGUGUAUAUGAAACAUAACUUCAUUUUGUGUUUAGACUUGGAUGCCAUCCAUAAGAUAUUCAUAAUAUCUUAUACAUAUGCAAAUAUUCCAAAGUCUAGACAGAAUUCAGAAUCUGAAAUGCUUCUUCUGGUCUCAUGCAUUUUGGAUAGGGAUACUCAGCCUGUAAUUUUCUAAAUUUUUUUAAUGAAGUAAAAUUUAAGUACAACCAUAGACCCACUUCAAGUAAACCCUGUGGUGCAGCUCCAAACAAAUCACUUCUACUUUAUAUUUACAGGUAAGUGGGAGGGAAAUAUAAUCAUUUAGAGGGAAAACCAGAUUAUUUGUUGUUGGUGGUGUUCAUUGUCUUUUGUGAGCUAGCUAAUCAUAAAGGACAUGGCAUAAAAAUUCCUCAUUAGGAUCAGCUUAUCCUAAAUCACAUCCAUCACUUAGUGACAUUCGGAGAUACGAGUCUAGCGCUGAAAUGGAAAGGAGCUUUCCUCAGUAAAGAGCUAGCUUCAGGUUAGUCUCGGUAAUAAUGAAAAUUGAAUUAUUAGCUCUGUAGACAGUAUAAAAAGUAAAUUGUUGACAUCACUCAAAUUUAUCUCAAUUUCUUUCCUAAAUUAGAAGGAAAAUAUCCUAAAAUAAUAAUCCUUCCCAAGGGAAACCUGGUGUAUACUCAGAAGAAUGGUUCAUUUAUGAUUAGCAUACUUAAUUUUAAACCUGAGCUUACAAAUUUUUUUUUAAUUAAAAAGAAAACAGUGUUAAGGGUGUGGCACAGUAGUAGAACACUUGCCUAGUAUGUGUUGUAAAUCCAAGGUUUGAUCCCCAGCACUGAGAUGGGGGUGGGGGGAGACCUGAUUAGGAAUAAAUCUUCCAAUGAUGGAAAAUCACAGAUAUUAUUCUGUGGUUUACUCCAGUUGCUUCUGUUUAAAUCCUGGCAAAUUAAGACAUCCCUAUCUCGAACUACGUUAUCUCUUAGACUUUGAGAGUUAAAAUAUUAUGUAUGUAAAAAGCCCAUUGUUUUUCUGAACCAGUGGUUAGAAGGUAAGAAUGGUAGGAUCUAUCUAUAUUCAUAAGUGAAAGAGCAAAAUUCUAACAUAAAAUAAUUCAUAAAUAUUUUGUAACUCCUUCAAUAAUUUAAUAGCAAAAGAAUGUUAAUGAUAGACUAAUUCUAACUGAUAACACUUUGAGAGGCAAAGUUUCCAAGAAACUUUAUGGACCAGUGAAUGUUCACUAUUCAUGGAAACAUAUUGACCAAAAAAGAUUGGGUCAUCAAAUUGCAGAAAAUGAUUCCUAACUUUUCUAAAUACUUACUUUGAAGAAAAGUAUAUAUUAAUAAAGUAAAUUUAAGCAGUAUUUCACAUACAUACUCUAUUCUUCAGCUGUAGUGUAACAAGAAGUACAAAGAUUGAAGUCUCAGAUAACUAUUCCGUUAUCUUCUUCCCCUUGCAAUAUUUUUUUAGAAGUUAGUAGGAAAAGCUGUUACUAACCUAUUUAUCAUCUACGGUGAUUUUAGAUUUGAGCUAUCAAAUGUGUUUGUUUUUAUUAGAUUCUUAUGUAGUUAUUUAUAAGUAAUGAAAUUCAUAUGGAAAUUUUGCUGACAGUGGUAUAUAAUUUGAAAACCACUGGACCUGAUGAUACUCAGUUGACAGCUGUUAAAAAGAUGCUCUGGAGUCAGAUAAUUUAGGUUUAAAUUGUAGUCUGCGGUUCAGCAGCGCGAUCUUGAACCUGUUUCCCCAUUGGAAAAAUGAGGAAAAUAGUAAAACUUAACUCACAGGGCUGAUGAAGGA